CUCAGGGUCGUCUUUGGGCGUGUGACUGGCGGUUAUUUCGGUUCUGACGUAUUUCCAACUCAUCUGUUAGAACCUGUUCUUGCCAAGAUGAUGCAAUUUAUGAUCUUGUUUAGCCGCCAGGGGAAAUUAAGGCUCCAAAAGUGGUAUAUUUCCUAUUCUGAAAGAGAAAAGAAAAAAAUUUUACGCGAUCUCACUACAAUUGUGCUUUCACGAAAGCCAAAAAUGUGUUCAUUUAUUGAAUGGAAGGACUUGAAAGUUGUUUAUCGUCGUUAUGCUAGUUUAUACUUCUGUGCUGCAGUUGAACCCCAGGACAAUGAGCUAUUGACUUUGGAAAUAAUUCACAGAUAUGUGGAACUUUUAGAUAAGUAUUUUGGUAGCGUUUGUGAACUCGACAUUAUAUUCCAUUUUGAAAAGGCAUACUACGUAUUAGAUGAGUUUAUGUUAGGAGGAGAAGUUCAGGAGACUGGCAAAGAAAGCGCUUUAAACGACAUUGACAUGCAAGAUUUAAUUCAAGAGGAAGAGGCACCUCAAGGAUUUUUCGAAGAACAAGGAGGAGUGUAAAACCAAAGAAGAACAAGCUGAUAUAAGUGUGGUUGAUGUUUCUGGAUUUUAAAAUCAUUUCUGUUUCCUUCAGAGAUAAUAAAUGACUUGUGUAUACAUUUACUUUAAGAUUAGAGUAUGCGAUAUGUUUGUAAGUAAAUUGUGCAAAGUACUCAAAAAUUAUUUACUUCUUACAAACUUUUUGAUAAAAAUUUUCUCUGUUCACUUUUCUGUUGUUUUGCUUAAUUUUCAAAUGGAAAUUUUAACACCUCUCUCUCUCUCUCUCAACAAACAUGUAUACAUUUAAGUUAGUUAUUUUUUCUGUUCGUUCCUUCUAUUAAAUUGUCAGUUAACUUUUUUUUUAAAUGUAAUUUCCCCUACAUAUGCCUUUCAUUUAAAAGAAAAAAAGACAUUCUACUGCUCAAACCAAUUUUGCAUAUCAUUGUUUUACAAGAGACUAUUACUAUUACCUCUGAUAUUACGAUUUACUUCCUGUGGUGAUGGUGGUGGUGGUAAUAGUAGUGGUUUUGUAUAUUUGAUCAACAUUCCAAGUAAAUUUAAUUAUUUAUUUUGUAUUAUUAGCUCUGUUUUGUAAUGGUGAUAAUUUUUUUUAUUAUUUUUAAAUAGUUUUAUUGUAUCGUUUUUGUGACAUUUACUUCAAUGAAAACGGUCCUUUCUUUUCAUUUUUUUUUAAAAUAUGCAUUUUGUAUAAUGUUUGUAUUUUUCUGCGUCAUUGGUUUAACUUUCCUCUGUUUAAUGUGUGUGUGACUGCUCGAAGACUGUGAUGAUAAUUAGUAUACAUUUGGUAGUAGGAAUAAGUAAUUAUAAUAAAUAUUACUGACUAGACUAACCUUAUAGUUCACACUGUUAUAUUGUCUUUUAUAGGGUUUACUUGAUGUUAUUGUGUGAUGAAAUGUACUGAAACUAUCGUAUUUGUAUACACUGGUCUGGCUAACAACCACAUUUAUAAAUUUAUACACACUUUAUUGACCUCAUAUGUUCCUUUAAAAUGUGCUUGAUUAUUUACAGACCUUAAAACUCAGU
This is a messenger RNA of Schistosoma margrebowiei, 1584 nucleotides long. NCBI's taxonomy places the organism in Eukaryota, Metazoa, Platyhelminthes, Trematoda, Strigeidida, Schistosomatidae. The record is from the annotation of a GenBank genome assembly.